Molecule: messenger RNA, 2009 nt
Organism: Toxotes jaculatrix (banded archerfish)
Lineage: Eukaryota; Metazoa; Chordata; Actinopteri; Toxotidae
Gene: rsad1
Product: radical S-adenosyl methionine domain containing 1
Exons: 9
Coding region: 184-1587 (467 amino acids)
Biological process (GO): porphyrin-containing compound biosynthetic process
Cellular component (GO): cytoplasm
Molecular function (GO): 4 iron, 4 sulfur cluster binding; coproporphyrinogen oxidase activity
Source: RefSeq, a predicted model, not a curated record
GUGACAGCUGCUAGAGACAAACUAUGUAGACAAACUAAAAGGCUUCGCGUUAGUUUGACCACGCUGGUGUCUUUUUUUAUUGUUAUGAUGGGGCCAGACGCGUGUAACUGCUGCUAUAAGGAGCCAUGUGUUCAAGCGAAGGACAAACUCGAAGGACAUUUAAAUCUGCUUUCAGAUGGUUAAAUGAAGAUAAACCCUGUCACCAGAAUGAUCAAACGCACAUUUCUUGCAGCCGGACGUGCCCUCUCUCCCGGUCUGCGAUUCUUCUCACUGGGAGAAAUAACUGAAGACGUGUCUGAAAGGGCAGCCUCUCCAUGUCUCACAAAGCAGGCGUCUCUCUAUGUUCACUGGCCUUACUGCCUCAGGAGGUGCACCUACUGCAACUUUAACAAGUAUAUACCCAGAGAGAACAAUUAUCACAUCCUGACUGACUGCCUUCAGCGGGAGACAGAGACGUUGCUGCAGCUCAGUCAGGUAUCCAGCAUCACCUCUGUAUUUUUUGGGGGUGGGACUCCAAGCCUGGCACACCCAUCAACCAUCACUGCGAUUCUUGAGACUGUUUCCAGGCAGGUGAAUCUAUCAGAUAAGGCUGAGGUCUCACUUGAGGUAAACCCUACUCCUGUGGGAAUGUCAAAGUUAGAGGAUUACUGCCGUGCUGGGGUGAACCGUUUCUCCGUUGGAGUCCAGUCUUUGCAGGAUGAUGAUCUGAAAAUUCUGGGAAGAGACCACAGUUCUCAUCAGGCUUUGCAAACCAUUGAAGAGGCUCGGAGGCUGUGCCCAGGGAGGGUGUCGGUGGACGUCAUGUUUGGACGCCCCAAGCAGAGUGUUGAGUCCUGGGAGAAUGAGUUGUCUGAGCUGCUGAAGGUGUGUGAUGACCAUGUGUCUCUGUACCAGCUGACCCUUGAGCGAGGCACCCAGCUGUUUAAACAGGUAGAACAAGGGGAAGUGACCGUGCCAGUUGAUGAUGUGACGGCAGAGAUGUACCGGUGUGCCAGGAGGACUCUCCACCAGAAUGGCUUUCUGCAGUAUGAAGUGUCAAACUUUGCAAGAAAUAACGCUGUGAGUCAUCACAAUAUGAGCUACUGGAGGGGAAGACAGUACAUCGGUGUCGGCCCAGGGGCACACGGGCGGUUUGUUCCUUUGGGGGAGGGAGGUGUUGUUCGGGAGGCGCGGACCCAGACUCUCGAGCCUGACAUGUGGAUCCGUGAAGUCCAACAGAGGGGACAUGGGACACGGAGGAGGAUUCCGCUCAGCCACCAUGAACUGUAUUUGUUUUUCAGAUUGGAGGAGGUGUUGGUGAUGGGAAUGAGAAUGGCAGAGGGCAUUAAUCACAAGCAUUGGGAGAUGUUUAGCCCUGAUCUCGGCCUCCAUGAAGUCUUCGGUACAUCCACUGAUGUCCAAGAGUUGCUACAGAGUGGAAAGCUGAUUCUUGAUGACAGAAGUCUGCGCUGCUCCUGGGACGGACUGGCCUUACUUGACAGCAUACUGCCAGCUCUAAUGGUGGAACUAGAAACACAGAUCCUCCAGAGACCACAAAGGGACCACAGUGCUGAUGGACAAACACAGAAGACCUCCAACUCACAAUAACAGCAAUGUUAAUAGAGCAGAUAACUUUGGAGAAAGCUUGUUUGUGGGUUAAGCUGGUAGGAUGUGUAAAAACAUCCUGCGAUUGAUUAGUGAAAUCUGUCUAGUGUGUCUAAUUUAUGUUUAAUCCUGCAAUAUUCCUUCCUUAAUUAAAGCUAAGCCAUUUUUCACAUUGAAUUCAUUUAGUAUUUCCUUCUAUUUGUUGCUUUGCUGUUUGGCUGUAAUGACUCAAACCACCACAACCUGACCAGUGUAAUUACCGCUGCUGCAGAAACAUUUUUAAAAACUUUUUACUGUCAUCUAAACAUAAUUAUUACUCUUUUGUCACACAAGUCUUUUUUUGAUAUAACUGCCUUGUGUGUGGCUGUUUUGAGAAUAUAUGUGAAUUUUGCUACAUUUGUAAAUAUACCUGCUGAAUAAAUGAA